Messenger RNA from Protopolystoma xenopodis, 228 nucleotides. The record is from the annotation of a GenBank genome assembly. Lineage: Eukaryota; Metazoa; Platyhelminthes; Monogenea; Polystomatidea; Polystomatidae.
AUGAAACCUUGCUCUGAUGAUGUUCGUCAUAGGACGGACGAAAGAUUUGCACCUUUUCACCGAAAUCGAAGGAGAUUGCCUCGGAAACAGCGUCAGCAUGAAUCUUCCGGUAAAGCCAAUCGACAGCUGGUCAAGAGGAAUCCGCCGUUGUCUUCUGGUGGAACCGACCUUCGAAUCUCUUCACCCAACAUGUUCACUCGAAAUGGAAGUAAGCUCAAAAAAUACUAA